AUGUUCGACAUCAACGUGCCCUCCCAGUUCGGUCCGGCCACCGUCCGCAUCGCUCUUCCUCCCGCCUCGCUCCUCAAGUUUCCUCCCAACGAGCUUCCGGUGACCAUUCCGGCGCCUCACGUCACUGAGUGGACAUGGAAACAGCCCUUUAACAUUCCCAACGAUCUCUAUAACCAGGUGUUGGAUGUGCGGGUCCCAAUUACCAUUGCCACCGUCUAUGCUCUUACUGUGGUCCUGAUCAAUCGCAUCAAUAAAGCUCGCGGCUACAAGCCCUAUGCCUUUAGCCAUUCGCGCCUGUUCAAGCUGUUCGUGAUUCUCCACAAUGUUUUCUUGGCCGUCUAUUCCGCCUGGACUUUCGUCGGCAUGUUGCAAGCCUUUAGCAACUCCUUCCCGUCCCGGGGCGAGUCCAAUGGUCUUAUCAGUGUCGUGGACUCGCUCUGUAAGAUCAAUGGGCCCCGUGGCUACGGUAACGCCGCCACAUACAGCCCUUUGACUGAUGAAUGGUCUAUUCCUAACCCCGCGCUGAAGCUGAAUGGCGGUCAACCCGACCCUAGUGACGUCGGUCGUCUCUGGAACCAGGGACUGGCUUACUUUGGCUGGAUCUUCUACCUGUCCAAGUUCUACGAGGUUGUCGACACGGCAAUCAUUCUUGCCAAGGGUAAGAAGAGCUCCACUUUGCAGACUUACCACCACGCUGGUGCCAUGAUGUGCAUGUGGGCUGGUAUCCGCUACAUGGCGCCUCCUAUCUGGAUCUUCUGCCUGGUUAAUUCGGCUAUUCACGCCAUGAUGGUAAGUCAAUUUCUCGCGACCUUUCAAGCGAUGUUUCAACUGACUCGAUCGCGCUUGGUAGUACACCUAUUACACCUGCACUGCCCUGCGCAUCCGGGUUCCCAACCUGAUCAAGCGUAG
This is a messenger RNA of Penicillium maclennaniae, 909 nucleotides long. RefSeq names its product elongation of very long chain fatty acids protein. The coding region runs from base 1 to 909 and encodes 302 amino acids. The transcript has a single exon. NCBI's taxonomy places the organism in Eukaryota, Fungi, Ascomycota, Eurotiomycetes, Eurotiales, Aspergillaceae. Gene Ontology annotation, molecular function: fatty acid elongase activity. Gene Ontology annotation, biological process: fatty acid elongation, polyunsaturated fatty acid; sphingolipid biosynthetic process; fatty acid elongation, saturated fatty acid. The record is from RefSeq and is a predicted model, not a curated record. Gene Ontology annotation, cellular component: endoplasmic reticulum membrane.